Molecule: messenger RNA, 2615 nt
Organism: Oryzias melastigma (Indian medaka)
Lineage: Eukaryota; Metazoa; Chordata; Actinopteri; Beloniformes; Adrianichthyidae
Gene: fermt1
Product: fermitin family member 1
Exons: 16
Coding region: 291-2288 (665 amino acids)
Biological process (GO): cell-matrix adhesion; integrin-mediated signaling pathway
Cellular component (GO): focal adhesion
Molecular function (GO): integrin binding
Source: RefSeq, a predicted model, not a curated record
CACCAAACAGACCUCAGAGCAGCAGGAGCGUUCCUCCCCCUCCUCGCGCUUACCUGUCUGAGCUGGGCGGGGCUAAAAGCCACAGGAGCUUCUCCCGUUAAUCUUCACUACAGUCUCGGGAAGACGCGGACCUGCAGACACCUCGGAGUUCAGGAGUUUCCCGCCUCUCCGGAUCCGAGCGUCUCCAGUCAACCGUUGAGAAAGCUUUAAUCUGCAGACGGUGACACACAGUGAAUCACCGGCUGUUUCCUAACCCUGUAAACCAGGAGAAGGAAGUCUCCAGACCCGCCAUGAUCACGCCCGCCCAGUAUGGAGAGACCUCGUGGGAGCUGGCCGUGCAGGUGGACGAGAAGGAGGGCGUGGAGUCCAUGAAGUUCAAGCUGCGCGUGGCCGGAGACCUGCACAUCGGAGGCCUCAUGCUCAAGCUGGUGGAGAAAAUCAAGGCUCCUCAGGACUGGUCGGAUCACGCGCUGUGGUGGGAACAGAGGAAGUGCUGGCUGCUCCGGACCCACUGGACUCUGGACAAAUAUGGGAUUCAGGCUGACGCCGACCUGCGCUACACCCCGCAGCACAAACCGCUCCUGCUGCAGCUCCCCAACAUGAAAACCAUCAAAAUCAUUGUCUGCUUCUCCAGCCCGGUCUUCAAGACGGUGCUGGACAUCUGCAGACAGCUCAACAUCCGGAGACCAGAAGAACUCUCUCUGCUCAAACCUCCAGAUGAUCCGAGCAAGAAGAAGAAGAAGAAAGACAAGAACUCUCCUCAGGAAGACAUCUUUGACGUCUGGGAUUCAACCAACAAUGGGCCAGGAGGGACCGGCCCCAUGUACAGUAAGACGAUGACGGCGACGUACGACGACAACGGCACGCCGAUGUCCGCCACCAGCCUGUGGUUUGGAGAAAACCCGCUGGCCAAGUGUCAGCCCAACCUGCCGCCCGCUGAGCUGGCCAAGAUGUUUGAGCCGCUGUCGCUGGUGGACAAAGCCACCAACAACGCCGGGUGGCUGGACUCGUCGCGUUCCCUCAUGGAGCAGGACAUUCAGAGCAGCGACCGGCUGCUGCUGCGCUUCAAGUACAACGUCUUCUUCGAUCUGAACCCCAAAUACGACGCCGUCAGAAUCACCCAGCUGUACGAACAGGCCCGCUGGGCCAUCCUGCUGGAGGAGAUCGACUGCACCGAGGAGGAGAUGCUGAUGUUCGCCUCCCUGCAGUAUCACAUCUGUAAACUGACCAUGUCCACUGAGCCGAGGGACAACGCCAACGAGCCAGAAAUCGACGAGGUGGAGGCGGCUCUGUCCAACCUGGAGGUGACGCUUCAGGGGGCGAACACCGACAAAUUGCUGGAAGACAUCACAGACAUUCCCGAGCUGGCAGAUAACCUCCGGCUCUUCAGGCCCAAACGGCUAACACUGCGCUCAUACAAAGAGUACUGGUUCGUCUUCAAGGACACAAACAUCUCCUACUACAAGAACAAGGAGGCCUCCAGCGGAGAACCCAUCGAGCAGUUCCACCUCAGAGGCUGUGAGGUGGUCCCAGACGUCAACGUCACCGACAAGAAGUUCGGCAUCAAACUUCUGAUCCCGGUCGCGGAUGGAAUGAACGAGGUCUACAUUCGCUGUGACAAUGAGAUGCAGUACGCCAAGUGGAAAGCUGCAUGCAUUCUUGCCUCCAAAGGCAAGACCAUGGCGUACAGCUCCUACAAAUCCGAAGUGAGGAACAUCCACUCCUUCCUGCAGAUGAAGAGCUUGGCGCCCCCUCCUGGUCAUGCGACUCCAGACGUGGAGGCCAUGGAGAUGAAUGCGGAGUGUUUCGUGUCCCCGCGCUACGCCAAGAAGCAAAAGACCAAACAGCUGACCACACGGAUCCUGGAGGCCCACCAGAACAUCGCACACCUUUCUCUGAUGGACGCCAAGAUGCGCUUCAUCAAAGCCUGGCAGUCGCUGCCAGAUUUCGGCAUCAACUACUACAUCGUCAGAUUCAAAGGGAGUAAAAAAGACGAGAUCCUGGGGAUUUCCUACAACCGGCUGAUCCGCAUCGACAUGUCCACCGGCCUGCUCCUCACCACCUGGAGGUUUGCCAACAUGAAGCAGUGGAACGUCAACUGGGAAGUGAGACAGGUGAUGAUCGAGUUCGACCACAACGUGAGCAUCGCCUUCAGCUGUUUGAGCUGCGACUGCAAGGUGGUGCACGAGUUCAUCGGGGGCUACAUUUUCCUCUCCACGCGAUCCAAAGACCAGAACGAAACCUUAGAUGAAGAACUCUUCCUGAAACUUACGGGAGGCCAAGAAUGACCGAAAUAUGAACUCUACGGCGCAGCUUAAACCCUGAAAUCCAAACGAUUGUCAGACACUCGAUUCUCUUGUAGUUGGAAAAAGGAUUUUGGUUUUUAUAUGAUCUUAAUAUGCUUGUGUAAAUAUUUAGGUAAUAUUUGUUUCUCAGUACUUGGAAGAACUGCACUGAGAGAUCAGCUUUUGUACGGUGAGUAAAUGCUCUCCUUUUAAAUGUUUAAACAAUUAAAAAACAUGUUUUUUUGUGGUUUUUCAUCUGUUUUAACUUUUUUAUUUUUCGACAAUCUUAAUUUUAAGACAAUUUUGUUUUUGUAGUGAAAACAAUAAAAA